GAAAGUAGACCACGUGGACGUGUUAGGAUAAGAACACGUCAGCCUAAAAUGUCAAAACUCUUUUGGUUUAGGAACAUCGCAAAUUUUGUGUUUCGAGGUUGUAGUAAAGCUCAACAUGACAUGUUUAACACAAUUACAAACAGACAGGUGCAUGCAACUUGUUUGGUUCAAGCUGUGAUAAGAGAUACACUGCAAAGUAGUGAUGAUCUGAAUUCAGAAUCUCAACCACAGGAAAAAAACAAUAGCAGCAAGAAGAUAAAACCACCAAGCCUGCGUGAUUUAUGGAAAUCUGACACGGAUGUUUCGUCACAACAAAAGAAAAAACAGAGGACAAAGCCGGGAGAUAAUAUCGCAAAACAGAAAAGUUAUCCAAGACAUAAUAAAAACAACUCGUUGCACAUGAGAGUUGGAAAUAACAGUGAGAGAGGUGGCAAAGACGAUUUGAAAUUUAAACCUUUUUCUUUACCGAAAGAUAGUGACAAUACGUGGGCAGAUACCGAAGUUCGUCAAAAAUGGAAUAAGAAACGUAAAUGUUAUACAGAAGAUCUAGACGAGGAAAGUACAUUUGAGGAAGGUCAUCUAGAUUUGAAUGGAGAAACCCGUUCUCAUAGAGAUGAACAAUGGAAUAAACAACUAGAAAGUUUCAAAUGGAAUAUGGAACAGCCUGAAAAGGGGAAAAAGUAACUGAAGUGAUAGGUUAAGGUGAACUUUAUGCCAUCACAAUUUUCACCAGCUUUAAAUUUGAGUAUAUAUAUCUUUUUGAACUAUGAAAACUGUUUGAUCAAAUAUAUAGCCAUAAUGAGAAUGUGGUUGUUGAUAUACUAUAUGUGGCAACUAAAAAAUCUCUGAGGGACCCAGCAACAAUUGUAAUGGGAUUUCCUGUCAGAGAUUCUGAAAUCAAACGGCUUUUUCUGGUGCCAUUUUGGGGUCAGAUAUUGGCCCCACUCCAAAUGGAAAAUGUUUACAUUUUUUUUUCCAAUAUCUGAAAUUUCAAAAAAAGCAUUUUUUGUACAUCUAAGCUUGUAUUUUGAUGAUAAUACAACAGCUGCAUGAGCCUCGGGUCUCCUGCUCAAUAUUUUAUCCCUUGGGUUUGAAUAACCUUAUCCAUACCUCUUAUUAGGGAAGGAUUCUAUUAAUCUGGGGUCUUAGACGAGUUUCAUUUUCCCUUACUAUGAGAUGACAGAUUUAUGGAAGGAUUGUUUUAUUUGUAUGAGACUCUUAGAAGCUAAAGUGAAAGAAUUAAAGUACGGUAGUUUCAAUGAAAUUGAAAUGUAUAAGAUCCAUUUUGUCAAACGAUCAAGAAUGUUUGCGAUUGUCACCAUAUAGUUAUAAUACUCUCCAUGUUGAUGUCAUAAAAACUGUAAACUUACCAUCUUUUCAUCAUCAUUACAUGAUUUAAAAAAGGUCGUACAUGCAUUUUGUAGUUCAUUUCCAAAAUAUUGAUAAUAUUGUAUUGAAUACAGUACAUAUUAAAUAGAUGCUAUUAUUCCAGAUUUUCCAUUUGAUGCCAAAGACUUUCUUGUUUUGUGAUCCUUUGAGAAUUUCCUUUUUAUAAAAUGGCAUUAUUUAUGAUUCUGUUAAUGGAACAGGGUGCAAUGGGAGAUCUGAUAUAUAUUUCGUUUGUUGUGUCAACCUCUUGUGAUAAGAUUUGGUAUAAUGAAUACACAUUUUUACAAUUAUCAUUGUGUUGAUU
This is a messenger RNA of Mizuhopecten yessoensis (Yesso scallop), 1693 nucleotides long. RefSeq lists its product as uncharacterized. The coding region runs from base 49 to 684 and encodes 211 amino acids. The record is from RefSeq and is a predicted model, not a curated record. NCBI's taxonomy places the organism in Eukaryota, Metazoa, Mollusca, Bivalvia, Pectinida, Pectinidae. The transcript has 3 exons.